Exaiptasia diaphana is the source of this 1830-nucleotide messenger RNA. RefSeq lists its product as uncharacterized. The record is from RefSeq and is a predicted model, not a curated record. Bases 31 to 1242 code for a protein of 403 amino acids. Gene Ontology annotation, molecular function: serine-type peptidase activity. Lineage: Eukaryota; Metazoa; Cnidaria; Anthozoa; Actiniaria; Aiptasiidae. Gene Ontology annotation, biological process: proteolysis. The transcript has 2 exons.
CAAUCACGCACUACAUCGUUUUAGUCGAAAAUGGCGCUUCCUGCAGUUCAAGGUUCUUCCCUGCCUGAGAGCAUAUGUGGCGUGAAGGAUGAACGAGUGCAAGUAGAUCCAACAACUUCUCCUCCAUACCAAUGGAUUUGCUAUCUAUUAAUAGAAAGCGAUGGUAAGAUGUAUAAAGCAAGUGGAUUCAAGAUCCAUCUCCCAGACGUUGGUCGUACUGCCAUUGUCACAAGCGGHCAUUGCACGUUCGUGAAUGGAAAGUACGCUUCCAAGAUCACCGUACAGUUCCCAGGAGAACAAGCGGCGAUUGAAGUUGGACCAAAGGACCUCUAUGCAGCUCCUGAAUAUAGAAAUUCAAGAAGUCCAGAYUAUGACUAUGGCCUUAUUCUCCUUCCAGGAUCUGGCAGGUCUGACAAUGGCUUCGGUUGGUCGGCAAUUGUACCGGAUCNAGAGCUGAACAAUCGUCUUGUAACCAACUGUGGGUAUCCAGGUGAUAAGCCAGAAGGAACCAUGUGGAUCACAGGAGGCAAAAUCUCACGAUACACAGCCAACAGCAUUUUCUACAUGAAUGAUACGAUGGCCGGACAAAGUGGGAGCCCAGUGUACACAUGGUAUGGUGGGUACUGGACAGUUCUCGCUGUUCACAGUUACGGAGGAUGUCCUAACUCCGCUCCACGAUUCACAGUCCAGAUGAUUUACCGUUUUCUGGAAUUUAUGAAGGCCCUGGAGUUAGCAUCGUUGAGGUCUGUAAAAUUUCCCGAUGUCUACCUUCGAUGUGACGGCACAGGAGUAACGAGCUUUUCAUCUGAUGGAGGUGGAACUGUCAACUGCCAGUACAAACCACCCUCGCUUUGGGAGAAAUUCUACAUAUACCCUGUGGAAGUUGCUCCUUCGUCGGCCCUCCAUAGUAGCACGAAAGUGGUGCUAGAAAGUGCAAAGUUCAGGAAUGUGUUCAUCCGCAUGAACGGCAAGGGUAUGGAUGAAAAGGAAGAGUCUGGAGGAGGUGAGGUGAACUGCCAGUAUUCUACUCCAAGCACCUGGGAAUCGUAUUUUCUCAGAAAAGAGCCGAAUGGCAGCUACUCGUUUCGAAAUGUUAAGUUUCCUCACUGCUAUAUUCGCUUAGACGGGAACGGAGUUGAAGCACGGUUACCUUUUGGUGGCGGCACAGUCAACUGCCAGUAUUAUUCUGAUCCAUCUUCUCCAGCAUCAACAUGGGAAAGUUAUCACAAAGAAGUUCAUUAGCUACAACUGGUCAGGUGUGUCUCAUAACAACUGUGGCUCGUGAUGACAAUUUUAUUUUAGCAUGUAUGGAUUUAUUAGCCAACAGUAACUUGUAGUCCUUUUUAGUUUAACAACAAAGCCAGAGCUUGAACAUUCUUAAUUAUUUGUAACUGACACUGUAGUUUUAAACUGUGCCAAUUUUCAAUACUUAUGUGCUCCCUCGGAGCUUUAUUUCUAAUAUAGGUGGUAAUUUUGUUUUGGUUGUUUGUUUUGCUGUCACUUGUAUUAAAUUACUAAGUACAACAAAGUAACCACGUCUAGACCCUUGUGGAUUUGAUAAAGUAGGUAACCUUGUAAUAUCUGUUAUGAGAGGAAUUAGUCCGUAUUUCAAUCAUUUCCGUGUUUAUUCUUAUUUAAAAGCCAACAGUAGAUCUUUAAACAAAGUCAGAACUUUAUCGUUUUAUUUAAGAUUUAUUCGGCUUAGACGUUGUUGCUUGUACAACUGUAAUAUUGCCUGUAAAACACAUGAAUAAUUAAUGAGGAAAACAUGAUAGAAAUCACAAUUGUGAAGAGUGUGGUAAUAUUUGACACAAAACUGUCUUGAUUUGA